Molecule: messenger RNA, 1383 nt
Organism: Phytophthora sojae
Lineage: Eukaryota; Oomycota; Peronosporomycetes; Peronosporales; Peronosporaceae
Exons: 3
Coding region: 1-1383 (460 amino acids)
Source: RefSeq, a predicted model, not a curated record
AUGAGCUCGCCUCAGAAGAAGACCGACGCUGCAGCAGAGGGGAAGUCCUCCGCCGGGAUAGAUACUCUCUCUAUCCCCGAGUACCGCGAGCGUCUCAAAGCAAAGCUCAGCGACGCCGUUGACUACGAAGACGACGACGUGGAGAUGGAAGAGGGCGAGGCCUCUUCUAGCAAGCGCAAGGAGUCUAUCGACAGUGAUAGUCUCGACCCGCAUGCCGGGUCGAGACGCCCUCGUGAAGGAGACAACUCGGACGCUUCGAGCUCGAAGCGUUCGCGCGGCGAGAGCGACACUCCGCUCUCUGCUGCUGGGGCUUUACGCUUCCCGCGUGAGGUGGCGCCUUCAAGCCCUCCGCGCGCUGCUCAGGCAGCGCGCGAUCCGUGGAUGCCGUCUGCGUCAGAGAUCGCAGACCGUGUGGGCAACACUGUGCCUCCAAACGAAAUCCCGCUGUACGUAUGCAGCGGUAUCCACGACGAUGCUCAAGAAGACAUCUUGAACUUCAACAAGAAGCCGGCCGCUUACCGUGAGCGGGUUAAGCAUGCCCGUGAGCGCUUCGAGACAUUCUCGACGCGCGGGAGGCUGGAGCAGCUCCACAGUUCCUCUGUGGACGCUGGUAUUCCGUGCGCUGUGCCCGAAGGCCAUCAGUGCACGUUGUGUCUUCCGGGUGCGGCGCGCUUGAGCGACCGCGACCUAAACGGGUACACGACGAUUCGUGUACCUGCGAGUCUCAAGGAUCUACGUGCCAAGUUCUUGGCACGCGAGGAACGCGACGAUCGUGGGACUUCGGGCGCUGUAGGUGACCACAGCGCUCGCACUACCUUCGCGUCGGCAGUGCGUGGUGAGCUUCGUACGCCCUCACCAUUUCCGGAACGUCCUACAGCAGGACGUCCCGUGGCUCCCAUGUAUCUUGGUGGGGCGGAAACCCUCUCUAACGAAUACGAUAACGAACCGGCUGCCGGUUCGUUUUCGGGAUACUAUGGUUCACAAUACGCUCAACAAUCCAGCGUGUUGAGCCGCGGGCGUCGCGGAUCGGAGGCGGCGGUGGUGGGAACACGCCCCGGGUAUGGUCAACCUGGGGUUGACCUUGGUCCGACGCUCGAGGAGCGGGUCGCUGCUGUGGAACAGCAUCAGAGCCGGGAGUUCGCCGCUCUGAAGCAGGAGGUGGCGAUCCUGAGGGAUCAAGUCGCUCAGGCCUCGCAGACCGCGUUGGACAUCUCUGUCGACGUGGGAGGUCGCGUCGCACGCUUGGCCGAGCGCGACUUUGCGCUGGAGAGGAUGAUGGCUUCCGCCGAGUCUUCUGCUUCGGUUCAGCCGAGCUACGUAGUUCGUGCUGCAGGUAUGGCUUCAGCCGCCCGACGUAGAACGUCGGAUGGAGGCGCAUACUAG